AUGGUAUCCAGCAGGAAGCUGAUGAAGCUUGUGUUCAUGGUGCCUCUCCUCGCGACGCUCUUCAUGUCUAGCACUCUUGAGGCUGCAAGAGCGAGCAAUGGCACCUCGGCUGACGGCACGAACCACUUGCACAGCCCUCGCGUCAAUGGAUCCGCCGCCGCGCCCAGGGGCAGGUCGCUGGCGUCGCCGUCGUCGCAGAGCGUGUUCAGCGUCGACCGCUACGGCGCCCGCGGCGACGGGAGCCACGACGACACGCAGGCGCUGGCCAGGGCGUGGAAGGCGGCAUGCGCCUCGCCACGGCCGGCUGUCGUGCUCAUCCCCGGCGGCAGGCUCUACCUGCUCAAGCUCGUCACUCUCCAGGGACCGUGCAAGUCCAGCGUCACGCUCACGGUCAAGGGCACCUUGGUAGCGUCGCCGAACAGGGCGGACUGGAGCGACAAGGACAGGAGGCACUGGAUCGUGUUCCGAAGCGUCAACAAGCUCACCGUCAAUGGCGGUGGCGCCAUCGACGGCAACGGCGAGAAAUGGUGGCCACACUCAUGCAAGAUCAACAAGGCUUUGCCUUGCAAGGAAUCUCCAACGGCUUUGUCAUUCCACUACUGCACCAAUUUGAGAGUGGAAGAUCUGAAAAUUGUGAACAGCCAACAAAUCCACAUGUCAGUCGAGGAUUGCACCAAUGUGUUAUUAGCACGGUUGUCCAUCACAGCGCCCGGCACGAGCCCUAACACUGACGGCAUCCACAUCACUCGGAGCAAAGAUGUACGGGUCACAAACUGCAAGAUCAAGACCGGAGAUGACUGCAUGUCAAUCGAGAACGGGACCCAUAAUCUUCAUGUCUCCAAAGUAGUUUGUGGUCCUGGGCACGGGAUCAGCAUUGGAAGCUUGGGAGAUGACAACUCAAGAGCUGAAGUCUCUGGCAUUACCAUAGAUUCAGUGCAACUAUAUGGCACAACCAAUGGAGCACGCAUCAAGACAUACCAGGGAGGAAGUGGAUACGCCAGGGACAUCACAUUCCAAAACAUGAUCAUGUACAAUGUCAAGAACCCGAUAAUCAUCGACCAGAACUACUGCGACAAGGCUAAGCCAUGCGGGGAACAAAGAUCAGCAGUGCAGGUCAGCAAUGUUGUCUUCAAGAACAUUAGAGGGACAACCAUUACCAAGGAUGCCAUCAAGAUGAACUGUAGCAAGAAUUUCCCAUGCCAAGGCAUUACCUUGCAGAACAUCGACCUGAAAAUGCAGGGUGGCAUGGGCAACACAGAAAGCACAUGUCAGAAUGCAAAAUGGAGUAAAUCUGGGACUGUUCACCCGCAACCUUGCACUGCCACAAAGUAG
Messenger RNA from Miscanthus lutarioriparius, 1332 nucleotides. NCBI's taxonomy places the organism in Eukaryota, Viridiplantae, Streptophyta, Magnoliopsida, Poales, Poaceae. The record is from the annotation of a GenBank genome assembly.